CUGUGGUGUACAAUGGAACAGCACUCUCAGCAAUCAGAGAUCCUUCUCCCACUGUACAUCUUCCCUGACCAAGGGAAAUGGGACCCGCUCUAUGCAGCAAUCGAAGCCCAUUCCUCUCUUCCCUUCACCAUAAUCAUCAACCCCAACAGCGGUCCUGGCUCACCCCCAUGGUGGCCUAACGCCGACUACGUCCGUGAGCUUACCCGCUUGGUUACCUACCCCAACGUGCGUCUGCUAGGUUAUGUAGCCACUGGGUAUUGCAAACGAUCCAUCAACGACGUUUUCGCCGAUGUGGACGCUUAUGCGAACUGGGAAAGCACGAUAGGAGUGCGGCUUGCUGGCGUAUUUUUCGAUGAGACUCCAAACUUGUGGUCGGAGGAGGUAGGGGAGUAUUUAAGCAAGAUCACGGAAAGGGUAAAGAAGUCUCAGGGGUUUGGAGAGGCAAGGAUGGUCAUACAUAAUCCAGGCACGUCUGUUGAUUCUCGUGUGGCAAACACCGGACCAGACGCCAUUGUGGUUGUAGAGGAGUCGUAUGCAAGAUUUCGUACGGAGGAGUAUCAGAGAUGGCUAGCUACGAAUCCUUGCGAUAGAGAGAAGAGCUCUUAUAUUCUGCACUCCGUUCCUCGAAAGGAGAUCGAGGGUUUGGUUAUGGAGAUGAAACAACAGGCCAAGUUUCUGUUUGUGACGGAUCUAACAUCGGGUUUCUACGCGAGGUUUGGUGAAAGCUGGGACGUAUUUGUCGCACUUAUGGCCGGUGGUGAUAUGGGAAGGGGAGUCAAGGAAGCGGCCCAGGACAGGAUCUAGGAAACAGGAAAUGAAGUCCGC
Molecule: messenger RNA, 825 nt
Organism: Westerdykella ornata
Lineage: Eukaryota; Fungi; Ascomycota; Dothideomycetes; Pleosporales; Sporormiaceae
Exons: 3
Coding region: 13-804 (263 amino acids)
Source: RefSeq, a predicted model, not a curated record